This is a messenger RNA of Salarias fasciatus (jewelled blenny), 5976 nucleotides long. RefSeq names its product transcriptional regulator ATRX-like. Lineage: Eukaryota; Metazoa; Chordata; Actinopteri; Blenniiformes; Blenniidae. Gene Ontology annotation, molecular function: ATP binding; ATP hydrolysis activity. The record is from RefSeq and is a predicted model, not a curated record. The transcript is spliced from 35 exons. Gene Ontology annotation, cellular component: nucleus. The coding region runs from base 126 to 5813 and encodes 1895 amino acids.
GGUGGUGCUUUUCAUGUUAGCAUCUGUAGCGCCAAUUUUCCGUUGCUUUUACGGAUUUUGUGCCAAGAUGAGACUGUAAGGAGUAAGAAAGUCCUCGGUUGUUUUGACCUCGCGUAUUUCGCGACAUGUCUACAGCGACGUUGAGCCCGGCUCCUGGCAAGUUAAACGUAUUAGUCAACAAGCUUUACGAGUACUUGGCUCAAUCCAGUGUUGAAGACUGCAAUAGCACUGCACCCUCUGAGGAUAAUGAUGGCCUGCCAAACGCAAGCUGCUCUCCGGGUAACGCGUUGGAUCACACUGAGCCAGAGGGAGGUUUGAGCAGAAGAUAUUCAAGAAGAAAACCAUCAGUUGUCAUAAAACACUCUGGACUGGAUGAAUCUGGUGACUCAAACGCAAGUGAGGACUUGGAUUUACCAAUCAAUGCAAAUGGGAGCCUUGAUGUUUCGAGACUGCCUAAAGGUACUGUGCUGGUGAGGCCUGAACCAGUAGACAAUGGGAGAGAUGAUUUCAGGGGUCCAGAAUUUCGAAGUCGGAAAUCAGGUGUACUGCGGAGUGAGUUUUCAAGGAGACGUAGAGGAGGUGAACAUGUAGGAAUUGUGAGUUGCACUGCUUGUGGCCGACAAGUUAACCACUUCCAAAGAGAUUCAGUCCAUCGGCAUCCAGUUCUGAAAGUACUCAUUUGCAAGUCUUGUUUCAAGUAUUACCUCAGCGAUGACAUUAGUAAGGAUUGCGAUGGCAUGGAUGAACAAUGCAGGUGGUGUGCUGAAGGAGGCAACUUAAUCUGUUGCGACUACUGUAGUAAUGCUUUCUGCAAAAAGUGCAUUCUAAGAAACCUGGGAAGGAAGGAGCUGUCUGGCAUUCUGGAGAGCAAGUGGUACUGCUAUGUGUGCAGCCCAGAACCUCUUUUCGACCUGGUGGUGGCCUGCGACAAUGUCUUGGAGAACAUUGAGCAUCUGUUGCAGCAGCACCGGAAGAGGAAUCGAGUGGAUCAAGGAAAAUCUGAACUUUAUCACAUGUUGCCUCACUCACCACACAACAUAUGUUUGGACAAAUGGGAUCACACUGGCAUGGAUGGCAAUGUGGUGUUCAACUAUAAUACACUGCAGGUUUCCAAGGACAUUACCAAAAAGGCCAAACAUUUAGUGGACUCGGUGAACGCCUUAAGUCAAGAGUUUGUAAAUUUCAUUGAAACUGUGACCACAAAAAAGCAAACACCUGGUGUUCGCAAACUGCAUCUGACCUCAUUCUUGGCGGUAAUUAAAGGCGUGCGAAAGUCCACUGCAGCGCUCGAGGACAGCCUUAAAGAAGAAUUCAGUGAUUUGGAUGCUCACAGCAAUUGGGAGAAGUUUCUCAGUGACGAGCUCGAUGCACUGGGAACAGAAGCUGACCUGGAGAUGAACACGUCUGAUGAAAGAUCCCUGAGUCGCUUGCAGAAAUUGGCAGCUGAACAUUUAGAAGAUAAUGAUUCUGACUCCAAGGGCUUCAUCGAUGGAAGAAGUUCACAUAACCGCCCUGAUAAGGCCAUGGAUUCAGAUUCACAUGAAGCCAGUAAGACAGGGCGCAAGAUUAACUUGAAGCCUCCCGAAGGUGGAGUUGACUUGACAAAAACACUAAUAGUACAGCUUACGCCUGUAGCCAUGGAGCAGGGCCCAUCCUCAUUCGCCCUAAAAACUGAGAAGGAACCUCUCAAGAAAGAUCAGAAGUCAAAGGAAAAACCUGCAACACAAGACAAAGUAAAAGAGGAUUUGAGCACUUCAGUGGAGGACAAGAUAAGCAGUGACAACCCGAGUGUGUCACACUAUCCAGAGGAGGAGCAAGGCAAUCGACGAUCUCCCCGUGUGAAGACGACUCCCUUGCGUCGACCAAGUGAUGUGAAGACCAAAACAUCUCUCUCAGCAGGAGGGAGUGACAGUGACUCAGACCCCGAGGAGAACCCCAACACAGUGGCUCCCCAAACCAGUGAAGAACAAAGUCCCAGCAGGGCCAGGGAUGACUCGGACUCAGAUGAAGUGCCUGCUGCUCUGCUUGAGCGAGCAGCCAUGGCACAAAGCUCAGAUGAAGCUCAGAGUGACGACGAUGAAGACGAUGGCGGCAAAGCGUCCCCGGCUAAGGUGGCAAAGAAAUGUCUCUUUUGGCUCACUAAGAACAGCCCAAUGUCACAAGACAAGAUGCGCAGAAAGCGAAAGAUGCUGGACCAUGGGUCAGAUUCGUCAAGUGACAAUCAUCUAUCAGAACAGAAACGACAACACUUGAAUACUCUGAGAUCGAUGGGGAAGCCACACCUUGUCCAAACCACGUCGCAGGAUGGGGUGAGAGAGCAGAGUAGGAUUCAGGCUGGAAAAUCUAAAGCUAAAUCGUGUCCAGAGGUCAUGCAGCCGUCAUCUUCAUCAAGUGACGAUGAGUGUGACGAUGACGACGACGACGAUGAUUCGGGGAGCAAUGCAAGUGAUCAGAAGAUGAAACCAAUUACAGAUGAUUUGGCCUUACUCGGAGGAGCUUCAUUCCAUCAAUCGUCUGGAGAGGAAGAGGAAGAGCGGCCUGGGCCCUUCUGGGCAGCAGCAGCAGAUGAGGAUGAUCCAGAAAAUAGAAUCGCUAAGAAAAUACUGUUGGCCCAAAUUAAAGCCAACUACUCCUCGGACGGCGAGCUCUCUUCGGACGACGAAACACAAGACACUGAAUCGGAGUCGGAUGAUCCGGUGGAGGCGAAUCGAGAGGAAGAUGAUCAUGAACAAGGUGAGAAGGAGGAAGACCUUGCUGCUGGCUCGCUGGACACGGCCCCCGACGAUGCCGGCGACAGUCGUGCCAGGCAUCCUCUCCUCGGCCUUAAACUCACCUUGGAUGAAGAAGCUUCGAGUGACAAGUCCAUUCCGGAGAGUGAAGGGGGAAAGCUGAGGAGGAAGAGAAGAGCCAGCAAGGAACACCUGAGCUCCGAGAGUGAGGGUGGUGCAGAUCAUGCUGAGGAGGAGGAAGACUGGAUGAUAGAGGAACUGAGCGCCUCAGAGGAUGAGACGAGUCAGGAUGAAAGGCUCAACUUAAUCUUGAAGAAAGAUGCCCCCUCCAGUCAGGAAGUGAAGAGCCAAGCGUCCUACAUUUGGUUGUCAGACUCCAGUGAGAAGAGCGACGACGAACAUGUGAAGGAGGAUUUCAUUGACGGCAAAGGCACUCCCAAAGGGCGCAAGAAGAUCCGUAAGAUCAUCGAAGAUGUGGACCUUCGUGCGGAAACGCAGGAGGCCCUGCGAGAGGAGGAGGAGAGACGCAAACGUUUGGCAGACAGAGAACAGCAGAUGGAGGACAGGAGACAGGUCUCCAUCGAGGCCGACGAGCUGUCACAAGUGGUUCAUCCCGUCACGAUUAAGUUGGUGCUGGAUCAGGAUGAGGAGACCAGGACCCCCCUUGUUGAAGUUCACCCAAACCUGGUGAAAGUACUGAAACCACACCAGGUGGACGGAGUCCAGUUUAUCUGGGACAGCUGCUGUGAGUCUGUGAAGAAGGCCAACUCCACCCCCGGAUCCGGCUGCAUCGUAGCGCACUGCAUGGGCCUCGGAAAGACACUGCAGGUGGUGGCGUUUCUCCACACGGUGCUGCAGUCAAAAAACCUACAUUUCAGAACCGCUUUGGUUGUUUGUCCACUCAAUACCAUCCUCAACUGGAUCAGUGAGUUUGAUAAAUGGCAAGGCAACAUGGGAGAAGAAAAAGUUAAGGUUUCUGAACUGGCAACAAAGAAGACUCUAUCAGAACGCCUCAGAGCUCUGCAGAGCUGGCAAAGAGCGGGCGGAGUGGUGAUAAUGGGCUAUGACAUGUACCGCACCCUGUCACUGGCAAGCACGCCCGACAGUGAAGAGUGGAAGAAGGAAAUCAAGAGAAUCCUGGUGGACCCAGGUCCAGACUUUGUGGUUUGUGAUGAGGGACACAUCCUGCGCAACGACGCGACCAACACCUCCAAAGCCCUGAACGCCAUCAAGACUCAAAGGAGGGUGGUGCUGACGGGAACACCGCUGCAAAACAACUUGAUCGAGUACCACUGCAUGGUGAAUUUCAUCAAGAAGAAUCUUCUGGGCUCGCAGAAGGAAUUCAGGAACCGCUUCAUCAACCCCAUCCAGAACGGCCAGUGUGCCGACUCCACCCCGAAGGACGUUCGGAUCAUGAAGAAGCGCGCGCACGUCCUUCAUGCAAUGUUGGGCGGAUGUGUGCAGAGAAGAGAUUAUUCAGAGUUGGUUCAGUUUCUUCCUCCCAAAUACGAAUAUGUGCUGGCAGUGAGGGUGACUGCACUCCAGUUUAAGUUGUACCGCUACUAUUUAGACCACAUCUCUGGUUUAAACUCCUCUGCACUCCCAAAAAGAACUGGAACGAACCUGUUCAAAGACUUUCAGGCCCUCAGCCGAAUUUGGACUCAUCCGUGGUGCGUUCACAUGAGCCGCGUCGACAGAGCAAACAAGAAACCAGGUAAAUCAGGGGUUCCUUUGAGCAGCAUGAGUGCGACUUUGGCUGAAAGUUCACUGAGGCUGAAUGAAGGCCACGGAGCCAGUAACAGUGUGGUGAACACCGACGCACUCGGCGCUUCCUCGUCAGGAGGGAGAGGAGUCAGUUCGACUCCUAAUGAGGAAUGGUACAAGAGCUUCCUGUCUAAGAGCGAUGGGACGGUGCUGGAGCACUCGGGAAAGUUGGUGCUUCUGUUUGAGAUCCUCAGAAUGGCCAAAGACAUCGGGGAUAAAGUGCUCGUGUUCAGUCAGUCUUUGGUCUCACUCAACCUCAUUGAGAGCUUCCUGGGAGAUUUUAACCGAGCCAGAGACCCGUCUUUCUUCCAAGUGGGCAGCUGGGUGAAAAAUGUGGAUUACUACCGUCUGGAUGGUUCCACCUCUGCCGUGUGGAGGAAGAAGUGGGCAGACGAUUUCAACAAUACUGCCAAUACCCGCGGCCGACUGUUCCUCAUCUCGACGAAAGCGGGCUCACUGGGCAUCAACCUGGUGGCAGCCAACAGGGUCGUCAUCUUCGACGCCUCGUGGAAUCCGUCGUACGACCUCCAGAGCAUUUACCGAGUGUACCGCUUCGGCCAGCUGAAGCACGUGUACGUGUACCGCUUCCUGGCUCAGGGCACCAUGGAAGAGAAGAUUUACGAGCGCCAGGUCACCAAGCAGUCUUUGUCCUUCAGAGUGGUCGAUCAUCAACAGAUUGAGAGACACUUUACUUUCUCCGAACUGACCGAGCUGUACCGAUUCGAGCCAGACCUGCUGGACAACCCGAACGCCAACAAAAGCAGAAGACCGUCUUCGGUUUUGCCAAAGGAUUUCCUCCUGAUGGAGCUCUUGCAAACCUGUAAAGACCAGAUCGUGUCUUACCACGAGCACGAAUCUCUGCUGGACCACAAACAAGAGGAAGAACUCACCGAGGCAGAACGCAAAGCAGCGUGGGCCGAGUUUGAAGCCGAGUCACACUCGGCCAGCCUUCCAAGCAGCUCUGUCAACAACGGCCUGGAACUGUCGACCGACACAGAGCUUCUGGACAUGAUCAAGAAAAGCCAAAUGAAUGUGUCGAUGGCCUUCACCACAGUGCGGAGCAUGAAGGCCAACACGACAAGGGACUAUGUGGCGCUUACCCGGCAGCAGUAUCCCCACAUAACCAAUCAAGAGGUGAGGACCAGAGCCGUGACCUGGGAACAGUUCGACAAGAAGAGGCUGAAGCACGUUGAGGCGCUGUACCAGGACGCGGUCACACAGCAUCGAACCCUGACGUUCCACAUCCAGGCCAUAAUGUCCAGCCGGAGGCCGACGGCCACCUCCACCACCAGCGCCGUGCUCCAGCCCGGGCAGCUCUGAGCCAAGUUGUGUUCAUCAUGUUAUCGAGGCCUUAUUUCACCACUACACUGAAUGUACUGUUUUUGUACUCUUUGUGUUUUUUGCCUCCAUUUUUCUAAUGCAAAGAGUAUUUAACUUUUUUUUUUUUAAUCUUUAGUUUCCAAGAUGUUUUUUAAGGUGCACA